ACCCCUAAACUAGGUGCAAAACUCUAAACUAAACUUAAGGAAUUUCUUAAACCCCUGAAUUCGGAGCAAAUCCCUAAACUAAACUAAAGAAAUCUAUUAAACCCCUAAACAAGGUGCAACACUUUAAACUUUACUUAAGAAAUUUAUUAAACCCCUGAGUUAGGUCCAAAACUCUAAACUAAAAUAAGAAAUUUAUUAAACCCCUGAAUUCGGUGCAAAACUCUAAACUAGACUUAAGGAAUUUAUUAAACCCCUGAAUUAGGUGCAAAACUCUAAACUAGACUUAUGGAAUUUAUUAAACCCCUGAAUUAGGUGCAAAACUCUAAACUAAACUUAGGGAAUUUAUUAAACCCCUGAAUUCAAUGCAAAACUCUAAACUAAAAUAAGAAAUUUAUUAAACCCCUGAAUUCGGUGCAAAACUUUAAACUAAAAUUAGAAAUUUAUUAAACCCCUGAAUUAGGUGAAAAACUUUAACUAAAAUAAGAAAUUUAUUAAACCCCUGAAUUCGGUGCAAAACUUUAAACUAAAAUUAUGAAAUAUGUAACCAAAUGGUUUAGGUUCAAAACUCUGAGCUAAAUCUAGUAAAAAUAAUCGGUAAUGUUCUUUUAAAAAAUCAAAAAUUAUAAAAUUUGAAUUAGGUCCAAAAUUCUAAGCUAAAGCUAGACAUCCAGUCUUUGCUGGAUCAGAAAGAAGAUCUACAGGAUGAAAAAAAUCAACUUCAAGAAAAGAAUGUACGGUUGUGUACUGAACUGCAGAACCUUCUAAGCCUUGAACCUGAACAGAGUUUGGAUGUUGAUCAUCUCAUCAUGGAGAAUAGGAGCCUUCUUCAGCAAAUUCAACGACUCAGACUUCAAGUCAAGAAAGAUCCUAAAUUAGGAGCAGAGCAACAGCGAUUGUUUGAAUUAUUGGAUGGUGUUACAUUUCCAGUUUCACAUCCAGUUGAUUUGACGUCAGUGGAAGGAUUAACUGGUUUAGCGAUAUCUCUGUUGGAAACAUUACAGGAUCGCCAAAUUCAGAUGAGACAUCUCCGAUCCAACAAUAGGGAUUUGGCUGGUAAACUGCUUCUAUUGGAGGAUGCAGGAAGCACCAAAUCUAAACCUACACAGACCUUGUUGCAACCAUUGGCCAAAACUAACAGUUCAGAUGAAAUGGAUUUCGACAAACUAACCGUUCUGAUCCAAACCAAACUUGAAGAGAAAGCUUCACAAGAUGGCGUCACCUCUACCCACCUGGAGUGCAUUCAACUUCCGGAAGUAUUUAAAGAUCAAGAGCAGAUCGAAAAAGAAAAAGAAGAAAUUGAAGAAAAUGUUCGAAAAAUCAUUGAGAGAGAAGAGGCGAGAAAAAAAAUAGAGGAUCUAAGUUUUGUUGUUGAAAAUAAAUCGGAAAGAAGAGAAAAGAGUAUAAAAGAAGAAGGAUUACAAAGAGCAUUGUCUGGAACUAAAACCCCAGAUAUUCUCAGCUUUGUCAGUCGAGUAGCUGUUCAUUCAACAGAGGAAGCAGAAAACUAUAUAGAUGAAGACGACCUGGAAAUAAUAAAUAUUAAUCAAUUGUAAAAUUAUACAAAAAAGAACUGAUUAUCAGCAGCAAACUCUAGUAUCAUAAUCUUUGCAACCUGGUGCUGAACAGUUGUACAUAUCUUAAGCUGAAUUCUGCUAAAUCUACCAAACAAAGUUUGAAAUUUUCUAACAUGUUGUACAUUUAGGUUGCAAAGAUACCAGGAUUGCAAAGUAAUCAUUCUACGAACUUUUAUCGCUUGUUGAACUUGUCAUGAGUCUAAUUUGUGCCAAAAUAAAGAUGAAAUAUAAUGAAUUACAAAACAGAAUAAAAAAUUUAAAAAAUCA
Molecule: messenger RNA, 1841 nt
Organism: Eurytemora carolleeae
Lineage: Eukaryota; Metazoa; Arthropoda; Copepoda; Calanoida; Temoridae
Source: RefSeq, a predicted model, not a curated record